Molecule: messenger RNA, 632 nt
Organism: Nomia melanderi (Alkali bee)
Lineage: Eukaryota; Metazoa; Arthropoda; Insecta; Hymenoptera; Halictidae
Product: natterin-4
Source: RefSeq, a predicted model, not a curated record
UUAACCUGGAGUUGGGACAAGAUAAGCAUCAUUCCUGUUUGCAAAUCAGACAGAACAGGUCACAAAAUGUCAGGCUACAAGUGGGUACCCAGAAGCGCGGCGCAAAGUUUGCCAUCGAACGCGGUGGUCGGAGGCCGGGACAGCGACGGAUGCACGAUCUACGUCGGCAGGGCGUUCCACGAAGGCGACAUGCUUCCGGCGAAAGUGAUCCCCGAGAAGAAUGUCGGUUACGUGUGCCACAACGGAGAGGAACACGCGAAAUACGACUACGAGGUGUUGUGCCUUGGGGAAUUCGCGUGGGAGUUCUGCAGCAACGGCACCGUUCCGAGCGGCGCGGUGGUCGCAGGGCAGACUACCGAUGGAGAACCUCUGUAUGUCGGCCGUGUUCUCCAUAAUGGAUCCCAAACAGUUGGCAAGGUCCAACAGAGUCACGGAUGCCUCUACAUCCCCUUCGACGGAGAAGAACUGUCCUUCAAAGACUACGAAGUCCUUGUGCUCAACUAGCUCAUAGAAAACUAAACUCGACACGUUUCCUGUUGGCACGCGGAGGCAAACACGCGAUCUAUAUGUUUUCACUAAAUUUGUACCCUUGAGACUCGUCUUAAUAAUUCGUAUAGUUUUUCCUUCUGGAA